AUGCGGUCAACUUCGCAGGCUCUCCUUCUUGGAGCUAUGCUCCCGUUAGUGAAAGCAAUGGACAUUGCUCACGCCGCGCAAAGGAAUCACGCACGCGACGUGCCAGCAGCGACAGUCACAGCAGCACCAAUCGGUAUCAUCGAUCAACUAAACCUCCUCGUUGGCCACGAUGGACUCCGAGUUCGACAAGCAGACUCAUCGAGUGAGCCGCUGGCGGUUACUAUCGCGCCCGACAAAACAUGCGGAUACUUGUCUGGUCAACCCGGUGCCGCAAUCACCUGCGACAACGAUCGCUCGUGUUCAUGGGCCGCCACAAGUGGUGUUGGUCUUAUCGCUUGUGCAUCCGAGAUUUACGUCAAUUGCGUUGAGUCCAGUAGAGCUGUUGAUCCUGGUCAAUGCAAUGAUGUCUGUCAGAGUAACACUUUCAAUCUUUUAUGUACCAACUCCGAUAUGCCUUUCUGUCGCACUUAUGUCUACCCAAGCGGCAUUUUCGACUAUCGAUGCGCAUCCACAUCCGUCGAGGAUGUACAAUCUAUCAAGUUCACAUACCAAGGCCAGAAGAAUGCCAACUUCGUCACAACCACUCUCAGCGAUGGAAUUGAAUCAUCACUGUCACAGCCAACAGUCACCAACACUGAUACAAAAUCAGCCGGUGCGGCAUCUGAGACGGAACCACAAACAACAACAACAUCUGUUGUCCCUGAGCCUACUAAAAAACCCAAAUCAACGCCUGUCGGUGCCAUUGUCGGCGGCGUAGUCGGCGGUGUCGCUCUCAUCGGCCUCAUCGGUCUUGGUGCCGUCUGCCUGCUGCGCAGACGCAAAUCCAAGCCUGAGCCCACCCCAGCGCCCACCCCAGCACCAGCUCAACCUGUCAUGGCUCAACAGCCUCCUCCCCCUCCUCCUAUGAACCAAAACCCAUACCCUCAACAACAACAUUACCCACCUGUUGUAUCGGCUUACCCCGAUCACAGCAUGGCGACAUCUCCUUCGCCGUCUGAUGCUCGUUUAUCGAUGAUGAGUGGACCUAUGUCUAGUGUUGGACCAGCUUCACCUACGGGGUGGAAUCAACAGCCAUCGCCUCCGCCGUUUCAUACUCCCGCGCCGGCUUAUGAGAUGGCUGGCCCUGAGGCUCGUGAACAGGAACCAGUUUAUGAGAUGGGUACUGACGCUGCAAAGAAGUAG
This is a messenger RNA of Fusarium redolens, 1182 nucleotides long. RefSeq lists its product as uncharacterized. The coding region runs from base 1 to 1182 and encodes 393 amino acids. The record is from RefSeq and is a predicted model, not a curated record. The transcript has 2 exons. Lineage: Eukaryota; Fungi; Ascomycota; Sordariomycetes; Hypocreales; Nectriaceae.